AGGUGGUAUGCUCCCCUGUGACAGCCCCCCUAAAUCCCUGCAAAAACCUACCAAACAAUGCCACUACCAAAAUGGUGGUCUUCAGGUCCCUCAAAGCCCUAAUCAAAGACCCCAAAGCAUCCAAAACCUUCCUCACCCUCACCACCUUCACCAGCACCACUGCCUCCACAAUCCCACUCCCCUACUUCCCUCUCUCUAACCCUCUCGCUCGCCCUCUCUUUCGCUUCCCCUGUUCCACCAAAUGGCUCUUCAGCCCCUCCUUCCACGGCCCUCUCUUCCUCUCUUUCCCUCCCUGGAAGCUCUCCCAGUCAGCCACGCCCCUCUACCUCCAGUGCAAGGCCACCGCCGUCGUUUUGCGCAGGGCUUUGCCCAUCACUUUGGGCCAGGCCGACGCGGUGUUGCAUAAGGUCGAGGGGCCCAAGGAGCCCUGUGACGCCUUUCUGGACAGCUUCGUGAACUUGCCGAACUUCAUAUCCAUGACCCGGUUGCUCUCUGGUCCUGUGCUUGGAUGGAUGAUCACAAAUAAGUGGUAUUCUUCGGCAAUGGUGGCUUUGGCUAUCUCUGGGGCAACUGACUGGCUAGAUGGAUACGUGGCAAGGAAGAUGAGAAUUAAUUCUGUUGUGGGUUCCUACCUUGAUCCCCUUGCUGACAAGGUUCUUAUUGGAUGUGUUGCUUUGGCAAUGGUACAUAAGGAUCUUCUGCACCCUGGACUUGUUGGACUUGUUGUGUUGCGAGAUGUCUUCCUUGUUGGUGGUGCAGUAUAUCAAAGAGCUAGUAGCUUGGGUUGGGAGUGGAAAAGUGGGUUUGAUUUCUUCAACCUUGAUGGUACCUGUCCCCAAAAGGUUGAGCCUCUCUUUCUUAGCAAGGUUAAUACGGUUCUCCAGUUGGUUUUAGUAGCUGCAGCUCUUCUUCAACCAGAGUUUGGAACCCAAGAAACUCAGCCAUACAUCACAUAUUUAAGUUGGUUAGUGGCUUCAACAACAGUGGCUUCCACUGCAGCAUAUGGAGCACAACACAUAAGGAAGAGAUCUGCCUUGACCAGUAGAAAAUCUUAGUUCGGAUCUUACCUUUUCAGGUAGCUUGUAAAAUACCAUCAAUUUCAUCAGCUCGAGUAUUUAGUGGGCGUCAGUUUUAAAAGACUGGAGAACAAAUGGUCUUGCGCAGCACUCGUUCACCCCUUCGGCUUCUUCAGAUGUUGAGGUUGUGGUAUCCUCCAUACACAGAAGAAAUGGAAUGUGUUGGAACUUUUAAGGUCAUCUUUCACAAGUUCCAUCUGUCAGAGAUUGAGUUGUGGCCUUUUAACUCUUGGAAUUGCAUGGCAAGUGCGGAAAGUUGGAAAAACUUGGCUAAGCUGUGCAGAUUCAUAGCAGAAUCUCAUUUUCUUUUUUCCUUUCCUUUUUUCUCAUUUCAUUUGCCCUUUUUUUAAGGGGAAAGGACGGGAGGGUUGAACUUGUUAUUGUCAAUAAAGAAAUGUCCUUGUAAUUUAUAUACUCGACAUUACAAAUUUAAAAGAUGUAGGAUUGUAGGGUUUGUUCUGUUAAGAAAGUUACUUUGGAUGCCAAUACUCAUUUUGUUACAAGAGGAUUUGUCAUCAACAA
This is a messenger RNA of Alnus glutinosa, 1598 nucleotides long. RefSeq names its product cardiolipin synthase (CMP-forming), mitochondrial. Gene Ontology annotation, biological process: cardiolipin biosynthetic process. The record is from RefSeq and is a predicted model, not a curated record. Gene Ontology annotation, cellular component: mitochondrion; membrane. NCBI's taxonomy places the organism in Eukaryota, Viridiplantae, Streptophyta, Magnoliopsida, Fagales, Betulaceae. The coding region runs from base 72 to 1055 and encodes 327 amino acids. The transcript is spliced from 8 exons. Gene Ontology annotation, molecular function: cardiolipin synthase activity.